Dipodomys spectabilis (banner-tailed kangaroo rat) is the source of this 855-nucleotide messenger RNA. RefSeq names its product transcription factor COE2-like. Gene Ontology annotation, molecular function: DNA-binding transcription factor activity, RNA polymerase II-specific; RNA polymerase II cis-regulatory region sequence-specific DNA binding. The record is from RefSeq and is a predicted model, not a curated record. The coding region runs from base 1 to 855 and encodes 284 amino acids. The transcript is spliced from 7 exons. Gene Ontology annotation, biological process: regulation of transcription by RNA polymerase II. Lineage: Eukaryota; Metazoa; Chordata; Mammalia; Rodentia; Heteromyidae.
AUGACUUUCCUUUUUCCUGCCCUCCUAGCUACCCUCUGCAUCAAAGCCAUCAGCCCGAAUGAGGGCUGCACCACGGGCAGCGCUAUGGUCAUCAUCAAUGGCAACAACUUCUUCGAUGGUCUCCAAGUGGUGUUUGGCACAAUGCUCGUGUGUGAAAGGCUACUUAAUUCCCAAAGCAGCAGCAUGAGCAGCCUACUGAUAACCCCCGAUGCCAUCCUUGUGCAGACCCCUCCCCAGCACAUCCCUGGUGUUGUGGAAGUGACAUUAUCUUACAAAUCCAAACAGUUCUGCAAAGGAGCGCUGGGAAGAUUCAUUUACACAGCACUCAAUGAACUCACCAUUGAUUAUGGCAUCCAGAGGCUGCAGAAAGUCAUCCCCAGGCACCCUGGGGAUCCUGAGAGAUUAGCGAAGAAAAAGCUGUUGAAGAGAGCUGCUGACCUUGUGGAGCCCCUCUACGGAACACCCCACAAUAACCAGGACAUCAUUUUGAAGCAAGCUGCAGACAUCUCGGAGGCUCUGUACAGCGGCCCCAGGAACCCCAGUCAGAUCCCAGCUCUCUCCAGCUCCCCAGCGCACGGUGGCAUGAUGGGCAUCAAUUCUUAUGGCAGCCAGCUAGGGGUCAGCAUCUCAGAGUCAACACAAGUAAAUAAUCAAGUCAUGUCCUCCAGUCCCACCGUUGGCUCAUCCAGCACGUCCUCCAUCCUCCCGUUUUCCUCUUCAGUUUUUUCUGCUGUGAAACAGAAGAGUGCCUUGGCCCCUGUCAUCAGGCCCCAAGGCUCCCGGUCCCCAGCCUGCUCCAGUAGUAACGGAAAUGGAUUCAGAACCCUGACCGGACUCGUCGUGCCCCCGAUGUGA